AUGGUAAGAUUCAUUGAAGAAAUCACAAAACAUGUGGACAAAGAAACAGGAAACAAAUCAAAUACGGAUGUAACGUCGGCAAAGAAGAAAGUUCUUCAAGAUCUUAUUAUCAACAAUGGAGGAGCACUAAUCAAUUCAUGGGUUGAUUCCAUGAGAGCUUGUUCUCCUACUCAUCUCAAAUCUUUGAUGAAACAAAGCUCCUGGCUCAAAGAACAUCCAUCAGCUUUAGAUAUGUUCGAAGAGAUUCUUCAUGCUUCUGAAGGAAAACAAAUCGUUAUGUUCUUGGAUUAUGAUGGCACUUUAUCUCCCAUUGUUGAUGAUCCAGAUCGAGCUUUCAUGUCUAAGCAGAUGAGAAGAACAGUGAGAAACCUAGCAAAUUGUUUUCCGACGGCCAUAGUUAGUGGGAGAUGCAGAGAAAAGGUUUAUAAUUUCGUCAAAUUGACCGAGUUGUAUUAUGCUGGAAGUCAUGGAAUGGAUAUCAAAGGGCCAGAGCAAGGGUCCAAGUAUGAGGAAGAAAAAUCUCUUCUUUGCCAACCAGCUACAGAGUUCCUCCCCAUGAUCGACGAGGUGUAUCAAAAAUUAAUGGAGAAAACAAAAUUAACUCCCGGAGCCAACGUCGAGAACAACAAGUUUUGUGUCUCUGUCCACUUCCGACGCGUCGAUGAGAAAAACUGGAGUGAUUUGGCAAAUCAAGUUCGAUCAGUAAUGAAGGACUACCCUAAGCUCCGUCUUACCCAAGGAAGAAAAGUUUUGGAAGUUAGACCUAUCAUUAAAUGGGAUAAAGGCAAAGCCCUCGAGUUUUUAUUAGAGUCACUUGGGUACGCUAAUUGUACCAACGUUUUUCCCCUUUACAUCGGCGAUGAUCGCACAGACGAAGAUGCAUUUAAGAUACUGAGAGAAAGAAGACAAGGUCUUGGCAUACUUGUUUCCAAAUCUCCAAAGGAGACUAACGCGUCUUACUCUUUGCAAGAGCCUGAUGAGGUUAUGGAUUUCCUGCAACGGUUAGUGAAAUGGAAACAAAUGAGAUCUGGAGCAUGA
Messenger RNA from Eruca vesicaria subsp. sativa (arugula), 1038 nucleotides. The record is from the annotation of a GenBank genome assembly. NCBI's taxonomy places the organism in Eukaryota, Viridiplantae, Streptophyta, Magnoliopsida, Brassicales, Brassicaceae.